UUUCAGCGCCCGUGAACGCACACGGGUCUUUAACUGGCGGAGCUAUACACAGCAAGUUCACUUGCUUGCAGCUGGGGUUGAAAUACAGCCCCGCGUCUACAUUAUGUUGGGCGAUUGGUUCACAUUAUUUGGAUACUGAAAACUACUCGAUCAUCGACAGUGGACGUUUUGUUCCUUUACUUGCGGUUGGAACUUAAGCAAAUGACAUAGGUUACGGUGUGAUUAUUUGAGGAAGUCUACGAUUUUAUCCUACUUCUGAGAUUAUCGUUACCCUUGUCUAAUGAGUCUGGAGUCAGUGUCGGCGUUCCGGCCCGCUGCCAGGACCCUGGGCAUGGAAAAGCGAGGAGCCAAGAUGGCACUGGGUUUCCAAAGGAGCUCCACCUCAGAUGACGACUCUGGUUGUGCCCUGGAAGAAUACACCUGGGUCCCUCCAGGAGUGAGACCCGACCAGGUCCAGCUCUACUUCUCCUGUUUGCCAGAGGAGAAGGUGCCAUAUGUCAAUAGCCCUGGAGAGAAACAUCGCAUCAGACAACUUCUGUAUCAGCUUCCACCUCAUGACAACGAGAUCCGAUACUGCCAGUCAUUGAGCGAGGAGGAGAGGAGAGAGCUCCAUAUGUUCAGCGCACAGAGGAAGAAAGAGGCAUUGGGCAGGGGGACUCCACGACUCCUGCACAGGGCCCUGCAGUUCACAGCCUGUGAGCAUUGUAAGGAAACCAUCAGUGGGGGAGAGAUGGCAGUCUUCGCCUCGAGGGCUGGCCAGGGGCCUUGCUGGCAUCCAGCUUGUUUCAGUUGCUCCACCUGCCACGAGCUUCUGGUUGACCUCAUCUACUUCUACCACAGUGGUAGGAUAUACUGCGGAAGACAUCAUGCUGAGCUCCUGAAGCCAAGAUGUUCUGCUUGUGAUGAAAUCAUCUUUGCAGAUGAGUGCACAGAGGCCGAAGGUCGUCACUGGCACAUGAAUCACUUUUCCUGUUUCGAGUGUGAGACAGUUUUGGGGGGGCAGAGGUAUAUUAUGAAGGAUGGUCGUCCCUUCUGCUGUGGCUGCUUUGAGUCUCUAUAUGCAGAAUACUGUGAAGCCUGUGGGGAAAACAUUGGAGUGGAUCAUGCUCAGAUGACGUAUGAAGGUGUGCACUGGCAUGCCACUGAUAAGUGCUUCUGCUGUACCCAUUGCAAUAUGUCUCUCCUUGGAUGCCCCUUCCUUCCGAAGGAUGGGCGGAUCUACUGCUCCAAGGCAUGCAGCCUUGGUGAGGAUGUUCACGCUUCUGACUCAUCUGACUCAGCCUUCCAGUCGGCUAGGUCACGAGAGUCCCGGCGCAGUGUGCGGAUGGGCAAGAGCAGCCGGCCUGCAGUGCAUUGCAACCAGGUGCCACACUAUCCAGCAGUGGCAACCGACUGCCCACACCCGAGCCUUCACAUAGACACCACAGAGACGGUGUGUCAUGAGCUGGAACGCCUCAACUUUGCAGAGGAGCACUUCUUAAGGGACAGGGAGGUGCAGGAAGAUCCUUUGGAAGGGUGGGCUGAGCAUGAGGACUACAUGACGCAGCUGCUCUUGAAAUUUGGCGAGCAUGGAGUUUUCCAGCAGAUGGAAGAUGCCAGGCAGGGAGAGCAGUGGACGCUGACAGAUUCGGAUGCCUGCAGGGCCAGACAAGGCGUGAAGAUGGGUGCCCAUGAUCUGGCCAUUAAAAAACAUCACACAGAUGUAUCCUGGACCCAGUCUCAGGAUGGUCUUGGAGACUCUGCCUACGGUAGUCAUCCAGGGCCAGCCAGUGCCAGGAAGAUCCAGGAACUAGAGCUAGACCAAGGAGCAGGGGCUGGCUUUUGGUCUGAGCCUAGGCAGUGGUGCAACAACUCUUUAGAAUGUAUCACAGAUGAGCUAAGAAAUUCAGAGAAGAACGUAGGGGAUUCCAUGGACUCCCUCGCUCUCUCAAACAUCACUGGAGCCUCGGUUGACAGAGAUAGCAAAGAUAGACAGAUCCCAUACUCAUUUCAAAGCAUCACUCAGCAGGAGCCAGAUGAAUGUGAUAAAAUGAGCAACAUGGGUACAUUAAACUCCUCCAUGCUACACAGGAGUACCAACUCCUUAAAGAGUCUGAACUCACUGCUGGACAAUGAGGAGGUGCUAGGAGAAGACGAGAUGCAAGAGGACAAGGGGCUUUCAGUGUCCCUUUCAGGGGAGCUGCCUUCCCCUCUCCACCUCCCUGUCCUGAGACGGACCAAGUCCCAGUCUCAGUCCCGAACGCAACAGGUAAAAUUUUCUGAAGAUGUCAUGGAUAAUGGAUAUCAUGUGGAAACAACAUCACGGCUGCCUCCAGUGAAUGCAAAGGCACACAGGCGGACACAUAACAUGGAGGAAUCACCCAGACGAAUCAGCCAUCACAGACUGCAUCAUAGACGCCGACACGGCCAGAAAACGUGCCCAGAAAACGGCCUCCACCUGCCAGCCAAAGAGCACACAGAAAUGCUCUGUGAGACUCAUGUAGUUCCCGAUAUAUCCAAAUACAAGAAAGGAAUUCUCCUGAACCAUUCUGGACACAGACAGCACCUUUACCACCAAACCACAUCGGACUGUGCACUGCAGAGCAUGGCCUGCCCGGAACACUUUCAAGACUUAUAUGGUGAUGAUGAAGACGACUGGUGUUCCACGUGCUCCUCCUCAUCCUCCGAGUCUGAGGAAGAGGGAUUUUUCCUGGGCAAACCUAUUCCCAAGCCCAGGUCCCAAAGUUUUCAUUAUUACACUGAAGAUUCCCAGACGCGCGUAACUGCUUUAUCGCCUGUGCAUGGCUCACGGACCAAAUCUAAAAAAAGAGGCCACAAGAACAAGAACUGUAUUAUUUCAUAGAUGUUCCAAAAUAUUCACAUACUUGAGUCUUUAUAACUCUGCGAAGGGACAGGCCAUGAAGACCACAACAUACAAAUGUACACAUCUGUCCCUUCAAAGUAAUUAGGUGCCACUACAAAGACAUUAUUUCAAGUUUGUUUUUUUUCUUUUUUAGUUUUCCAACCUCCCACAAAAUUGGGUUGGCACUGUUGAACUUUGAAUGAACCAAUGUAUAGUAAAAGCAGUUAGUUGCAUAGAAACUAACUAAAACUAUUUAAUAGAGCAAACAUUAAUGUAUAUUUGUUAAAUUAAAAUUGGAUUGCUAAUAUUUUUUUAUAUCCCAAAAUGAUAUCAAUAGACAAUGAAAAUGAUAUCAAUAGACAAUGAAGAGUAUAUUUCACUUUUGCCAUUUUGCUAACCAGGGCUUUGUAAAUUGAAAACGGUGAUGUGUUGUUCAUGUGUAUACAGGCCAGCAAUACAGCACAGUACUUUGUCCAUUUAAGCAACUAUAGUCUCUAUACUAUAGCUUUGUCCAUAUGCUUAUCCCCUUCAAAUAAAUGGGGGAAGGCACUUAUCCUGUUGUUUUUCACCCCUCUAUAAAUGUAUACCUUUCACAGAUAAACAUUCUACUCAUUUUUGACAUUAAUACUCCAGACAACGUUGUAAUUAAAAUUGAAUAAAUAUUUGUAAAACAUA
Messenger RNA from Electrophorus electricus (electric eel), 3517 nucleotides. It is a transcript of the gene prickle1b, whose product is annotated as prickle homolog 1b. Gene Ontology annotation, molecular function: zinc ion binding. Lineage: Eukaryota; Metazoa; Chordata; Actinopteri; Gymnotiformes; Gymnotidae. The record is from RefSeq and is a predicted model, not a curated record.